AUGGCUACAUUAAUUCAGUCUUACGAGCAACAAUACUCUAUACUUACAGCAGACAUUACGGCUAAAAUAGGUCGUCUUAAGUCUGGAACCGAAGACAACCGUGACCAGCUCAGUCGUGAAAUUCACGCAAAUUUUGAAGAAGCAAAUGAUUUGUUGGAACAGCUAGAGCUGGAAUCUCGUGGAGCAGGAGCAGGGUCCCGUGUGGCAGCCUACCGAGCUGAGCUGCAGCGCGUCAGAGAUGAAUAUCGAUCUGUACUUAAUUCUGGCUCCUACAACUACGAGAAUGAUGAUGUGUUUGAUGACUGGAGUGGAGCGAACGAGCAGCACCAGAAGUUGCUGGACAAUACGGAACGACUGGAGCGCACCGGUAAGACCCUGACGGAGGGCUACCGUGUCGUGCUGGAGACCGAGCAGAUUGGAGCCGCUGUACUGCAAGAUCUCAGUGUACAAAGGGAGACUAUACAGAGGUCGAGGGGAAGGCUCCGUGAGACAGAUGAGCAGCUGAACAGAUCCUCUCGUCUCAUGAACACGAUGGUGAUGCGAGCUCUUCAAGACCGGUUCAUCCUCAUCAUGGUGUUCCUCGUGUUAGGAGUGCUCCUAUGUGUUGGAGUCUACUUCUACGUCACGUAG
This is a messenger RNA of Spodoptera littoralis (African cotton leafworm), 630 nucleotides long. The record is from the annotation of a GenBank genome assembly. NCBI's taxonomy places the organism in Eukaryota, Metazoa, Arthropoda, Insecta, Lepidoptera, Noctuidae.